AUGCCAGUGGUGAUAGAAAUCAAAGAGGGUGAACCUGAAGAGUGUGGUAGAGCAUGCGUGUGCCGUGUACCCAAAUCCUUGUGUUCUGCGAAGCCAGAAGCUUUCACCCCUCAAUUUGUGGGCCUCGGGCCCUACCAUAGUUUCGAUGACAAGCUCACCAUGACACUGGAACUCAAGUUAGCUGCAGCCAAGAGGGUCUUCAAGCACGCCUUCGAAAUCCCCAUCUCCAAAUCCAUUUAUGAACAUUUAUACCACGCAGAUGCGUUUCAAAAACCUGAAAGUUCUUACGCUCUGGCGCAAGAUGGCCUUUUCCUUCUAGCUUUACUUCACUGGAGUGCCGAUGCCGAGCCUCAACAACACUAUAGCUUCUUAACCGGAAGACAAGGCCUUCCCCUGGUCAACUCUUUUGGUCUAGAGUUGACCAUUGACGCUGUUAUCAGUGAUGUUUACAUGCUCGAGAACCAAAUUCCCACUCCUGUCCUUCACCAAGUCAACCAAGCCUCCUUCUGCAAGGGCAAAAGCGAAAGUGAUGAAAUUCAACCCCAAGAAGAUUUGGGAGCAAAAAUGCAAAGUUUAUGUGAAAAGCACUGUCCACUUGUCCACUUACAACAACUCUCCAAAAAGCCACAAGAGUAUGAUCAUUUGUUGGAUCUCAUGUACCAUUUCAUUGUACCGGAUGAGAAACCUAAAAUAGACAGCGGAAACAGCCAACUUACGAUUUCUCAAUCCAACCAAGAUAGUGUGUUGAUUUAUCAUUUGCUUGGUUUCAUAAGCCCACUGUUUGAAUCUAAUCCACAGUCCUCUACGGAUGAAGAAGAAGGUAACAACAGCAGAAGAAACACAUGCUGUUCCAGAUGCUAUUCCUUGUGCUUGGGAUUCUUUUCCGUAUGUCGUGCCAUUUUAGGUUUCUUUCUGCUGUUUAUCUGCUUGAUUAUAUUUUUUGUUUGGGAACUUAUAAGGCACAUUCCAGCGUUAUUUAUGCGGGCGUUGCGUUCUAUUUAUGAUCUACUAAAAUACGUGUCAAGACUCAUUCAGCCUACGGUUGAUAGUUUAUAUGGUUCCUUAUCAACCCGUCAAAGUCAAAACCAACUCCUCAAAUCCGUUACAUUGCUUGUCGGAGGAGUUAAGCGAGCAAGUGAAGAAAUUUUGCGGGACAAGAAUCUGGACAAGGAUGUUCGCUCGGUUGCAACAAUCCCAUCUGUGACGGAACUCCACAAAGCUGGGAUUGGGUUUCAACCUGCCAAAUUAGGAGGAAUCUCAGGCAUUGAAUACGAUGAAGGAACGUGCAUGUUUUCUUUGCCUAGUAUCAAGUUGAAUGUCAACUCAGAAGUGAUCAUGAGAAACCUGAUGGCUUACGAGUCAUUAAUUGAUUCCAAAAGACCCUUAGUGUUUUCAAGGUACGUUGAAAUAAUGAGAGCUAUUAUUGGCACUCGUGAGGAUGUGAAGCUGUUGGUACAAAGGGAAAUCAUUCAGACCGAGCUGAGUGACCAAGUCGUCGCGGAUCUUUUCAAUGGGAUUAGCAAAUCGAUUAGGCCUACCAACACUCAAGAUCUGGAAAAAGUGAUUAAGAAAGUCAACGCCAAGUACGAUGAUUCCCAGAAGGUUAAUAGGGCCAUGGUCAAGUACGUGUAUUCUGCAGAGAAAUUCUAUACGUUUGUUGCUGCUUUUGUAUUCUUGGUUCUAACUGCUGUGCAAGCCUAUUGCUCCGUAUAUAGUUGCCAUCGCAGCUCAAGAUAUACCAAGAUGCCUUCGGAUGGGGAUUAUAAUUACAAUAGAGAUCAUUAUUUCCUCAGUUCUUUGUAA
Molecule: messenger RNA, 1803 nt
Organism: Glycine soja
Lineage: Eukaryota; Viridiplantae; Streptophyta; Magnoliopsida; Fabales; Fabaceae
Product: putative UPF0481 protein At3g02645
Exons: 1
Coding region: 1-1803 (600 amino acids)
Source: RefSeq, a predicted model, not a curated record